This is a messenger RNA of Cladophialophora immunda, 3161 nucleotides long. RefSeq lists its product as uncharacterized. The transcript is spliced from 5 exons. The record is from RefSeq and is a predicted model, not a curated record. Lineage: Eukaryota; Fungi; Ascomycota; Eurotiomycetes; Chaetothyriales; Herpotrichiellaceae. Bases 512 to 2368 code for a protein of 618 amino acids.
GCGCGUUGCCUAGGGGCGCCUUCAAAUCUCCUUGCCCGGUAAACGCCCUGUGCAGCCUUCGUGACUGGAGCCGCCCAAGAGAGCCCGUUACCAGCCCCAAACAAAUCGAACUGGAGCGAUAAAGACAAGACAAAAACUAGACGCAUCCCAUCUCACACCACUCCUCUUGCCUGCCCGCUCUCAAUCUCGCUCCCUUCAUCUUUCCUGGAAACCAAUCCCUUCCUACUUCUCAUACAAAUUUGGUCCUCUUCAAAUCUCCUGCGACUACUUCUUCAUCAAUCCCUUCCCUGAAACGUGACUGCCGGCCCAAAGCCUCGUGGUCCUUGAUUGUCAUUGUCAAUUUCUCCCUUGGACCAGACCCUCCAUAUCCACUUAUUCUUCAGACAACUUAUUCUCGCUCUGAAGUAUUCUUCUUGACGUUCCCUCCUUCCUCCUUCAAGUUGUUACUGUCUUCCACAAGCACCUCCUAGUCUCACAUCCGUAACAUUCUUCCUCUUCCCACUCCAGCACCAUGUCUGUCGAAGCUCCCAAGCCCGUCGAAGAGACACCGGUCGUCGAGCCUACAAAGGUUGCCGCCGAACAACCAGAGACCACGGCCGAAGCCACGGAGACUGCUGCUGCUCCUGCCGAGACCACUGAGGCUACACCUGCUGUUGCUGAAGAGCCCGCUCCCGCUGCACCGGAGGAGGUCAAAAAGGAUGAACCGGCUGCCGAGAUUACCCCUGCUUCAGAGGGCGUGUUGGGGUACAAGGAGCCGACUUUCUUCAAGAAAUUCAUCUUCAGCAAGCACUACUUCUGGUUCCAAGAAGAGCCGGCCACCGCCGAGUCAUUGACCAAUUUCAUGCGAUCUGAGAAGGCAGACACAAAACACUCUGACGCUGCAUGGGCACGUGAGACCGGAAAGGGACUGCUCUUCUACUCCAAGCGAGCCGAAGACAAGGCAACUCCAGCUGGUAUCAUCAACCUGUCUGAUGCCUCGACUAUUGCCAAAGAAGGUUUCCAAUUCUCCUUCAAGGCCGGUGCUCACGUCCAUCGGUUUGAGGCAUCAUCCGCCAAGGAACGGGACAGCUGGAUUGCUGCUCUUGAGAAGACAAUCGAAGAGGGAAAGAGCCUGAAAGAAGAUGUCACUGGACGCGAGAGCUAUAAGAAGAACGUCGAGGAAUAUGCCAAACCCGCAAUUGCUCCUGUUGCGGCGGCCGUCAAAACUUCCCGCUCCAAGUCGAAAGAACCAAAGAAGUCUGUUGACGCCUCUACCGCCGCCGCCGCCGCAGCUGCUGAUGCUGCUGCCACUUCUAGUGACGCAGAUGAAACCACAAAGCCUGCCGCUGAGCGUUCUCAGUCACGGAAGCGUGGUAGUAUCUUCGGAACUCUUCUCAGCAAGAAGGAGGAACAUGCUGAAAAGAAAGAAGAGAAGCCAGAAGUUCCUGCCAAAGAUGAAACCAAGGAAACACCUGAGGCAGCCGAGGCAUCCGCGGCCAGUGCUGUGCCAGCUGCGGUUGUCGCUUCUGACAAGAAGGAAGAGAAGGAAGAUGUGAGCCCUACCGAGAAGAAGGGCAAGCGUGGCUCUGUCUUCGGCAGCCUCUUCAGAAACCGUGUAGCAAGCCCGACAACCGAGAAAUCCGAGAAGGAUGCUAUGGCCACAAGCGACGUCCCUCCAGUCUCGGAGACCGCCCCCAAGAUUGAGGAGCCGAUCGAGAACAAACCCAUCGACGCUGCAGCUGUCACUGCCCCAGUCGAUACUGUCACUACUCCCGCCGAAGAGCCUGCAGCAGCGGGAGAAAGCUCUUCCGCACCCAAGACGGAGAAGAAGGGCGGUUUGAUCAGUUUCAUCAAGAAGACUGAAGCUAAGCUCGAAGGCAAGAAGGAAACCAAAGAGGAGAGCAAAGAAGACAAGGCUGCCGAAGCCAUUGCUAAAGAGCCCGUUGCUGCUGCCAGCACCGAGCCAGCCGAAACCGCUGCUCCCACCGAAGCCGCCGCCGAGACUACUGCACCUGCGACCGAGGAGCGCCCCGCUCGCGACAACAAGCGCCGUACCUCCCUUUUCUUCAACAAGAAGCAACAUGAGACCCCCGAAGCCGAUGAUACCGUUGCCGAACCCAAGCGGGAAAAGUCUCCUCUCCCUGGUGGCAAAUUCAUCGGUCAGCUUGUCCGUCGCGCUAGUAAAGCGAUCAAGUCUGAGGGGCCGAAGGAAAAGACUGCUGAGCCUGCCGCCGCUCCUGCCAGCGCGACUGAAGCCCCUGCCUCUGAGACCCCAGUCGUUGCUCCGGAAGCUGCCGAGACCAAGCCUGCCGAACCUGUCCCCGAGCCCGUUCAGUCUACACCUGAAGCCGUCGCUACUACGGCUCCAGAGGUCAAGGCAACGGCUUGAAGGUCCGACGAGGUCAGAGACAAGACUCCACGCACAUCUCUAUCACAUCCAUCUCGACUGUCUCGAGCGUCUAGUCCAGUUGAAUUCGAGAAGUGGUGGGACGAGAAGACUUACAGCACUCCUCCGGCGGUACCUCCUCGCAGCCCCUCUCGUCUCUCUGGCCUCGUGGUUUCGAGGUAGCGUGACACGGUUGGAUCUCCAUCAGUCCGUCCUGUUUCCAGUAUCGAUCUUUUGAGAUACCCGGGCCUAUUUUGGCCCAUUGACGACAAACUCGGACAUCACUCCUUUUAUGCAUUUUCUCUCUUUCAGGAUACCCCACGCACUGCUAGAUCGAAACUGUUUGUCUUUUUUGAGUUAUUGUGGAUUGUGUUUUCUUGGUUUUUUGCUUUGAGUACAGAUACCCCACUUAGGCAAGUCUUGUCCUUACGAGAAGAGAUACCCCCGAAAGCAAAGUUGUUGGUGGAAAAGGCAAGGAAAACAGGCAUACCAUCGCGAGGGAAAAGGGAGGCUUAUCAGUCCUUCCUGUUCCUCGGCGAUACGGGACACUGCGGGAAAUCUUGUGGAGCACAUCUGGUGACAAUGUCCAUGUUCACAGUUUUGAUUGAGAUCGACAGAUUGGAUCGAAACUCGUGGGCAAGUGAACAGGAAUCAUGAUUGCAAAGCAGGAACAAGACAGACAACAGAACACCUAGCCAGUGAACCAUGCAAAGCAGAACCAAGCGUUAGGAUAGUAAUAGCUAAUACAUGAAAUUGCUAAAUAAAAACAGCGGAGUGCACUUGUUUAAUGUCCGAA